AUGUUUAAUUCACAACGACUGUAUUAUCUUCGAAAUAUUAAUAAACGAUUUAAGUCCAAAUCAACAAAAGACAGCGUGAAAAAUUCACAAAUAAUAUCAAACAAAUCCACAAUCAAGUAUGUAAGCGCCAACGAUGUGAACAAUUUAAAACUAUCAAAUAAAUCCAAAGGGUUUGCCAAAAUAGGUGCAUGUGUCUAUUUAAAUAUUCCAAAUGCAAAAUAUGGCACAGAUAGUUCAAAAGCAGCAAAACCAAGUUCAAAAGCAGAAAAACCAAGUUCAAAGGCAGAAAAACCAGCCGGUGGUCCUCCAAAAGCAGCAGGAGCAGGUGCAAAGGGUAAAAUAAUUGCUGUUAUUGGUGCUGUCGUUGAUGUUAAAUUUGAUAAAGACUUGCCACCAAUAUUAAAUGCCCUUGAAGUACCUGGUCGGACACCAAGACUAAUUUUAGAAGUAGCACAACAUCUCGGUGAAAGUACGUGUCGUACUAUAGCUAUGGACGGAACAGAAGGUCUGGUACGUGGCCAACCAGUUGUAGAUACUGGAGCUCCUAUUACAAUUCCUGUUGGUGAGCCCACGCUUGGUAGGAUUAUUAAUGUUAUAGGAGAACCGAUUGAUGAACGAGGGCCAAUAGCAACGGAUAAGUUUGCUCCAAUUCACGCUGAUGCACCCCCUUUCGUUGAAAUGUCUGUGGAGCAAGAAAUUCUUGUCACUGGCAUCAAGGUUGUUGAUUUACUGGCUCCCUACGUAAAAGGUGGUAAGAUUGGAUUAUUUGGAGGUGCUGGUGUUGGAAAAACAGUUUUAAUUAUGGAACUCAUCAAUAAUGUGGCCAAAGCUCAUGGUGGCUUUUCUGUAUUCGCAGGAGUCGGUGAACGUACAAGAGAGGGUAAUGAUUUAUAUAAUGAAAUGAAAGUUGGUGGUGUUAUCAAAGAAGACUACAAGACGUCCAAAGUAGCUUUAGUAUAUGGGCAAAUGAAUGAGCCACCUGGAGCUCGAGCCCGCGUUGCUUUAACAGGUCUAACUUUAGCAGAACACUUUAGAGACAAAGAAGGUCAAGAUGUAUUAUUAUUCAUAGACAAUAUUUUUAGAUUCACUCAAGCAGGAUCGGAAGUGUCGGCUUUACUUGGUCGUAUUCCGUCUGCCGUAGGAUAUCAGCCAACAUUAGCUACAGAUAUGGGUACAAUGCAAGAAAGAAUUACGACCACCACUACUGGUUCUAUUACAAGUGUGCAAGCAGUAUACGUUCCAGCUGACGAUCUGACCGAUCCUGCUCCGGCCACCACAUUUGCCCAUCUAGACGCCACAACGGUACUCUCAAGAGCCAUUGCUGAGUUGGGAGUAUAUCCUGCUGUUGAUCCCUUAGAUUCAACAUCCAGAGUGAUGGAUCCUAAUAUUAUAGGCGCCGAACAUUAUGGAGUAGCAAGAGGUGUUCAGAAAAUAUUACAAGAUUAUAAAUCUCUGCAAGAUAUUAUUGCAAUUCUGGGAAUGGACGAGUUGUCAGAGGACGAUAAAUUGACAGUGGCGCGUGCACGAAAAAUUCAACGUUUCUUAUCACAGCCUUUUCAAGUAGCUGAGGUAUUUACAGGUCAUGUUGGUAAAAUGGUUAAACUAGAAGAGACAAUUAAAGGGUUCAAGAGAAUUUUGGCUGGAGAAUUGGACAACAUACCAGAGGCUGCUUUUUAUAUGGUAGGUACAAUCGAAGAUGUUAUAGCAAAGUCACAGUCAUUGGCAAAGUCCUAA
This is a messenger RNA of Pieris macdunnoughi, 1734 nucleotides long. NCBI's taxonomy places the organism in Eukaryota, Metazoa, Arthropoda, Insecta, Lepidoptera, Pieridae. The record is from the annotation of a GenBank genome assembly.